AUGGCCACAAAACAAGCUUUGAAGCGUUUAACUAAAGAAUAUAAGCUCAUAGUGGAAAACCCACCUCCAUAUAUUGUUGCCCGCCCAAAUGAAGAUAAUAUACUGGAAUGGCAUUAUGUUAUAACGGGUCCAUCGGAUACUCCCUAUUCUAGUGGACAGUACCAUGGUACUCUAACGUUUCCGUCCGACUACCCAUAUAAACCACCUGCCAUAAGAAUGAUAACUCCAAAUGGUCGUUUCAAAGAAAAUACGAGGCUUUGUUUGUCGAUGAGUGAUUACCACCCUGAUUUGUGGAACCCUGGCUGGUCAGUUUCCACUAUCUUAACAGGUCUUUUAAGUUUCAUGACUGGUGAUGAGGCUACUACUGGUUCUAUCGUUACUACGGAUCAACAAAAGAAAUUAUUAGCGAAAAGGUCUAUUCAAUUUAACACGUUUAAAAACACCAGAUUCAAAAUCGUAUUUCCGGAUAUAGUAGAGACCAAUUUAAAGGAAUUAGAGAGAAGAACUGAACAAGAUAUAAAGGAGGAAGAAAGUCUUUUGAAUGACAAUAAACGUGAUGACCCAAUUUUGAAGGCUGCUAAGGAGAGGGCUAUUGCUCUGGACGAAAUCAAAGAUCCAAGUGAUAGGAUACGUGCGGAGAACGCAUUGCGUGCGCUGGAAAAUGACGAUAAGAGGAAUACAAAAGAAGGUUCAUCUCAAAUUUAUUAUAUUGGGUUUGCCAUUUGCUUAUUUGUUUUGGGACUCUUCAUGAAAUGA
Messenger RNA from Kazachstania africana CBS 2517, 756 nucleotides. RefSeq names its product E2 ubiquitin-conjugating protein UBC6 (gene UBC6). The record is from RefSeq and is a predicted model, not a curated record. Lineage: Eukaryota; Fungi; Ascomycota; Saccharomycetes; Saccharomycetales; Saccharomycetaceae. The transcript has a single exon. Bases 1 to 756 code for a protein of 251 amino acids.